This is a messenger RNA of Leucoraja erinaceus (little skate), 2418 nucleotides long. Its product is annotated as synapse-associated protein 1-like. Gene Ontology annotation, cellular component: synapse; cytoplasm. The record is from RefSeq and is a predicted model, not a curated record. Lineage: Eukaryota; Metazoa; Chordata; Chondrichthyes; Rajiformes; Rajidae. The transcript is spliced from 9 exons. Bases 45 to 1064 code for a protein of 339 amino acids.
UCGCAGCGGCGCGUCACCGGGCGGGGCUGGGCCGGGCCGAAAGGAUGUUUCGGACGGUCGGCACUUGGUUCGGGCUGGAGGAGCCGCUGCCGCCGCCUCCGUCGCCGCCACUGAGCGACCCCGGAGAGGGGACGGCGGCCGGAGAUGCGGCCCCGGAAGCGACGAGCCAGGUCAAGGGGCUGAGCGAUUAUCUGUUCAGUUUUGCCACUGCAGCUACAAAAAAGAUAUCAGAAUCAGUGGUUGAGACUGCACAAACUAUAAAGAAAUCUGUGGAAGAAGGAAACAUUGAUGGUGUGAUUGACAAGACAAUCAUUGGAGAUUUUCAAAAGGAACAAGACAAGUUUGUGCAAGAAAAGCUGGUAAAGAAAACAGAUGCUGCAGUACCUCCUUGGGUUGGAUACAGUGAGGAAGAAACUAUUCAGCAACAAAUCUUAGCAUUAUCAGCGGAGAGAAGAAACUUUCUUCGAGAUCCUCCAGCAGGAGUGCAAUUUAAUUUUGACUUUGAUCAAAUGUUUCCUGUUGCUGUUGUAAUGCUUCAGGAAGAUGAACUCCUGAACAGAAUGCGAUUUGAUCUUGUUCCAAAGCUUGUGAAGGAAGAAGUGUUUUGGAGAAACUACUUUUACAGAGUGUCACUUAUCAAACAAUCAGCACAGCUUACUGCUUUAGCUGCUCAACAACAGGCAGUUGACCAAGAGGAGAGGGAAGAUAGCAACGCAGAUGAUUCUCAUUUGACAGAAACAAUGCGGUCAAAAACACCACCAGUUCCAAUCAAAACUCAAGCAGAAUCUCAAGAGGAGGAGGAGGAAGAAAUUUCUACAAGUCCAGGUACUACCGAAUUUAUUAGUGAUGCAUACGAAGGAUGCAAUUUGAACCAAGAGAAUUUACGGAAAGAAAUUAAACAGCUGGUGUUGGAUAAAAAGGAUGAUGAUUCAAAAGAAGCAUCUGCUGACUGGGAGAGAGAACUGCAGCAGGAACUUCAAGAUUUUGAAGUAGUGGUUGAGACAGAAAAAGCAGAUGAAAAUUGGGAUAAGGAAAUUGAAGAACUAUUACAAGCUGAGGAUUGAACUGAACAAUGGUGCUCACCGAUACUUUCACCGGCACACAACUCAACGGGACCAGCAUGAUUCUUGAAUUUUCUUCACACGGUCACCUGAACAGAUAACUUUUUUAGUUUGUGAGUAUUAUUCUGAAUAAAAUGGGAUGAAUGAUUCAUCCAUAAUUCAGAGUAAUUUACCUCUUUAUGCUCUCAAGGCAGGUGAGAAAAGUUGUAUUUCUAAUUACAGGGAUUUAUGCUUUCUGUGUUUAUAUCUACCAUUAAUACUACUUAUUGCAUUCAAUACAGGUGUUAUAGUGAUUUAUAGGUGAAUAUUGCAACAAGCAGAUAUUUUGUGUUCUGAUUAGUUAAUUGUAGUGUACACCAGAGAUCAAUAAAACUUCUAAGUGCUUCAUGUGAAUAAGGGUUUUCAUUACACCAUGGUGUAUGUGAGAAUGAACUAAUAUGAAUACAAAAUAUUUGUCUGGUUCAAAUAUAUUUAUGAUAGGGGUGCAAUUUUUUUUUUGUUCAGUUAACAGUUAGAUAGCUUCCUUAAGUUAGUUAUGGAUCUAAUAAAAGUUUAACUGAACUGAAUUAAAAAUGGUUUGUGGGAAAUAGUGACGGAUUUUAAUUUUUUUCAGACCUAUAAAUCAGAUUAGUUCAGAAAUAAUCCAAAAAUGAUUGUCAUGCGUAUAGAUUAAUAAUUUUCGUUUUUCUGAAGUAAAAUCUAAUGAACUGCAAUUGUUCCAUAAUUCGUGUGUUUUCAAAUAAACAUAAUCUCUUGAUUUUUAUGGGAUUUUUUUGAAAAUUGUGUUUGGAUGCAUUUCUUUAAAAUUCACACAACAUUGUGGAAAAUUGCAUAAUGUAUGUAAUUUCAUUUUUGCCAAAAAAUAUUUGUCACACUUGCAAGGCUGGAAAUGUAGAAAUAUUUAUAAUUUUGCUUUGCUAUUUAUAUUUUUGUGAAAUUUAAAUCCUGUAUUUGUAUUAAUUCUGAAAGCUAUUAAUGAUUAAAAACACUUGUAUUUUCAUAAUAGUUCCCCUACUCUAACAUUUAUGUGGUUUAAACAUUCUAGCCCAAGUCAUCAUUUUUCUCUUAAUUAUCAUUUGUUAACAUGUUCUUGGCCAACCUGUCAUCUUCGUGAUGAACAACAGAAAAAGUUGGUAAAUUGUUUGUUGCGAUUUGGAUAUUGUCAUUUGCAUUGCAUUCCAGCUGGAUUCAUAACUCGCCUAAAAAUGAGGUCUUUGGGUGUUUCUGUAAAAUGCACUUUGUUUCAUCACAACACAAGGCUUGGAUAAAAAUUUGAUUUGCUAUUAAGUUGUACAAAGUUUCAUUUCCAAGCUAAGUGUAACCAUGGAUGCUUAAUAAAAAGUUUUCUUUAGAUUCA